Molecule: messenger RNA, 1983 nt
Organism: Leptopilina boulardi
Lineage: Eukaryota; Metazoa; Arthropoda; Insecta; Hymenoptera; Figitidae
Exons: 6
Coding region: 367-1806 (479 amino acids)
Source: RefSeq, a predicted model, not a curated record
AAGACUUCUGUCCCGCUAAAUUAGACGAAACACAUUUCCAACUCAUUGCCACCUGCUUCUUUGUAUCGAGAAGAUAUCCUUCAAAUUCACAGAGAAAAUGUGUAACAGAUGACUGACAUUUCUACAAAUUGAAGUGACAAAAAUAAAGUUUUCAAUAUUUUCAUCUCACAUAACCUAAUGCAAUGUUUCUUAUUAUUCUCCUGAAGGUCGGGUACGAUUAAAAAAAAAAAUCGAUUAUCUACCUUGGCCACAAUGAACACCUGGCGGAACCAACAGCUAAAAAGAACGCGAUUUUCAUUUUUUAAUUACAAGUUUAUAGCAGUCUUUUAAAUUAAGCUGUGUGAAUUUCAAAGAGGAAAGCAUGAAAUGCGUAAAUUGACAAAAAGAACCACUACUUUUAAGAAGAAAGUGAAAUUACCACACAAUGCAUUGCAAAGAACUACAAUUGACAGAAGGGAAAAUAGUAUAAUAAAAAGUUUAAUUCAAAAAAGUCCACCAACAUUUACAAUUCGUAAUAAUGAAUCUGCAAGUUGGGCUGAACAAAGUGGUGGUACAACGACACUUUCAUGGCCCGAAGAUAUGGAAGAAGUGGCCACUAAACGUGUCACUCAACAAUGGAAUGCUGUGGAAAGAACACUUUACAAUGAAAACGAUCAACUUCCACUUGGUUCAUCUUUCGAUGAAUGCCUACAGUGGCAAAAUCAAUUGCCACACUUAAGAAUUGUUGGUAAAAAUCUUGAAAAAAAAGAAACAGAAGAGACUGAAAACAAUGAAGAUUCUACAUUGAAGAAAAAGCAACAGGAUUUUGAAACUCAAGAGACAAACGAAAUUACCUCGAAUAAUAAUUUUUUACUAGAGGACUCAGAAGGUUCAACAUCAGAAAAACACAAACGUGCUCGAGAAGAUGUUGUUGAUGAACUCAUGGAAUAUGUAAAUUCCGCUCUAAUUCUUCGAGACGACAUUGAAGAAGAGAAUAUGUUAAGUCACGAUUUAGAGGAACUACUGACAAUAACUCCAGCACCAACAAAUAAUUUUCGUAGUACUUUUAGUUCUACAAAACAAAUUUAUCGUGAUGACAAUUUUCAAAAAUCUGAUUCUGAUAAAGCCUCAUGUAAAAUAAAAACCCAUAUUGAAACAAAUGACACGGACAAAUCUUCUUGGAAUCGUCGAACUGCUAUAUCGGCAAGAUAUCCAACAGUAGAAACAAGUCACAAGAGUGAAAGACCCAUAACUCCGCAAUUAAGUAGAAAUAAAACGGGUAUGAUUUUUAAUGAAAAAAUAGUCGUCAGUCCAGUACCAUUUGUUCGUUCAACGAGAGAAAGUUUUUGUACUCUACAAACAGCUCCAAUUCAAAUUUUAGGACAAUCAACAAGUACAACAUGGAAUCGAGGAAUGAAUAGACAAAUUAAUUCUGGACGAAGAUUAGUUUCGGGGAGAAAAACGAGUCUGAUGCGAGAACCACAAAUUCAUUCGGCAUGGCAGCCACCAGUUUGUCCCACAAUAUGGCCAAAAAACGUGAGACUUGCUCCAAUUGAUUCUAGCCGACUGCCUAAUUCUAAACAGAGAACAAUAUCAACUGCUACGCCUCAACGUGGACGAGGUUCAUUGAGUCCAAUUCCUCAAACAACGCUGCCAAUUUCAUUGCAAAAAUCAAAUACAAAUCCAAAGGAACUUUUAGAAAUACAUGGUACUCAUAUUCUUGGACAAUCGCAAAAAAAUGAUGAGCUCAAAUCAAAUUUUAAUCAAACUCCAAAGCAUAAAAGCAGCGGAAGAAAGAAAGCGCGACAUAAAAUCGAUAAUGUGUGAUUGAAAAAAAAAAAAUUUUGAUUUCUCAAAUUUUCAACGUUCAUAAAAAGGAAUUUUUAAACUUGUUAAUUAAUGCACUAAUUAAUUAAUUUCAAUUCUUAAUUACUGGAUUAUAAGAACAAUUUUUUAAUGUUCAAAUCUUAUAUAGUUAAUUAAAACCGAUAUACUGUUCUUUUA